UUGAUGUGUUUCCUGAUUCUGGUGCCGUUUGCAUAGAAAUGAAAUUGGGCUUGAGUCCUGAUGGGAGUUUUUAAGGUGCAAGAGAAUGUGCAGCAGAACGCUAAGUCCCCCAUGACAUGUACCUGCUAGCUACAACACGCCUGUGCUGUUAACGCAAUGCCACUCGCUAGCUAUAUAAAACUUUCAGAUUAUCUUCAGGCAUUCUGUGAGAGAAUUUCAUGUCCUGAGGCAACCACAGUGCCAUCUGGAGCUUGCUCUUUUGCCCUCCCAUUAAAAAGUGUGAGUGAGUGAAGCAGAGAAAGGAGAUAGAAAAAGAUAGAAAGCAGUGCAGGGUGAUGAGGAGAUUUUUUCGAGUGCAGAGAGAUGAAGAUUACAGUCAGAUCCAGUAUCUUACAGCCAAGUGCAGCCGUCUGGCACAAGAGAAAGCCGCAUUGGAAAGAGAGUGUGUGCUAUCCAGAGAGCGAGUGCGGGUCCUGCAGGUAGAUUUGGAAACUGUGUGUUUGCAGCUCCAUCAGAAAGAACACACCAUCCAGGAGCUUGUUCAAAAACUCCAAUACCAACAGCGUGUUGUGAGCACAAGUGAUGCGGCACUGUUAACUGUUCACCUGGAGUCGAUAAACUCAGAACUGCAAUACCUUCAGUCCACUGAGAAGCAGUUAAUAGGCUUUGUGGAAGAGCUCCACCAGGAGACCCAGCAAGCUACCAAAAAGUCAGAGGGCCUAGAGGCGCAGCUCCAUCAGGAGGCCCAGCUCCAUGCUAAGCAUAGAGAAGAUCUGGAGAAAGAGCUCAAGAGUAAGUCACAUGACCUACAGGAGCUGCAGAAGGCCCACGAGGCAUUGCAGCAGGAGCUAAGCGAGCAGAACAGUGCCCACCAGAAGACAGUGAUGGAACUGCAGCGUGAAAAUACAGUCAGCGUACACAAACUCAAAGAGAUGGCCGAGCAGGUUGAGUGGUUGUGUGAACAACAACGCAACUGGAUAUGUUGCAUCAAAAGGUUUAAGGACUGCCUGAAUGAUGAGAAGGAGGCCCUGGUUCUGCAGGUGAACAGGUUACAGGAAGAAUUGCUGGAUCUUAGAAAGAAUACAAAAUCUGAGGCGAUCAGUAAAGAAAAUACACUGCCCAUAAUGCAUUGCAGCAGAUGGGAUGUAGAUGCUAUGCUGGAUCUGCAGGUCGAGGCAGACAAGUGGAAAGAAAGAUACCAGGAACUUUUUAGCAAAUACACAUCACACCAGGUGGAUUGUCAUGAGGAUGGAUACCUAAAACCACCUUGAUGAAGACUGACAUCAUGCACUAUAUCAAAGUGACUACUGCACAUGGGAAAAUCCCAAACUAGUGACCUUUAAUAAAACAAUUUCUGCACAUUUAUAUACACCACUUUUGUAUUUCUUUCUCCUUUGGAUAUAUGGCAUAUAUUUUCCCAGUAGGUUAAUUCCCCCAGUGUUUUAUUAUUUGACACAGAACAGAUAAAUUAGCCAAUUCACACAAUUUAACAUAACAUACUUGCAUACUUCACUACUUAACAAACUUCACACAUUUCACUUUUAUAUACUUCAUUACCUUGUCAUCACUUCAUAGCAUUAUGUGUCUCGGUGCGUUACACAAUUCAUUGUAUGCUUU
Messenger RNA from Hemibagrus wyckioides, 1617 nucleotides. RefSeq names its product hyaluronan-mediated motility receptor. The transcript has 7 exons. The record is from RefSeq and is a predicted model, not a curated record. NCBI's taxonomy places the organism in Eukaryota, Metazoa, Chordata, Actinopteri, Siluriformes, Bagridae. Bases 336 to 1271 code for a protein of 311 amino acids.